Messenger RNA from Closterium sp. Yama58-4, 1098 nucleotides. NCBI's taxonomy places the organism in Eukaryota, Viridiplantae, Streptophyta, Zygnematophyceae, Desmidiales, Closteriaceae. The record is from the annotation of a GenBank genome assembly.
AUGGAAAGGUCUCCCUCCCCGGGGGAGAAGGCGCGGAGGCGGCGGGAGGAGCGGGAGCGGGAUAGUCUUGAGCGGAGCGGGUCUGAGGGGGAUGGACGGAGAGGGGGGCCGCUGGGGGGCGGAGGAGAGGGGGAAGAGGUGGGAACGCGCGGGGGAUGGGAGAGGAGGGGAGGGGGAUUGGAAGGAGGAGCGGCUGGGGAUGGUGGGGGUGGGUAUUACGGUGGUGGUGGGGCAUAUGGUGCAGUGGGGGCGGCGGGAGGGGAUGUGGAUAUGUCAGCUGCCGAUGCUUCACUGAGUGGCUACGGUGAUGCCGCUGCUGCUGCUGCUGCUGGUGCUGCUGCUUCUGUGCUGCCCCCUAUGCCGCCCCUGCCUCCGCCUCCCCCGCCGCCCAUUGACCCGGAGGCAGAGAUGAGGAUGAUGCAGAUGAUGGGCAUUCCCAUGGACUUCAACACCACCAAGGGCAAGGAGGUGAAGGGAGCCAAUCAACUGAGCGCUGUGAAGCUGUCAACUAAGAGACAGCCACGUCAGUACAUGAACAGAAGAGGUGGUUUUAACCCCAUGGCUUCCGCUGCACAGAUCAGCUCAGCUGCUCUCAGGAUCCCAGAGAGGUCCGUCUAUGGCGGCUCGUUCGCCACAUUCUCGGGAUUGUCGGCUGAGAAGACUUCCACCGCUCGCAUGACCGUCAGUGUGCAAGGUCAAACCAGCCACUCGGCUCUGCUAGUGGAGGCCAGGGAGGCAACCCGGAGAGAGAAGGUCAAGAACCGUCACAUGCGGAUCCGCAAAAAGUUGAGCGGCACCACCGAGAGGCCACGCCUCGCUGUGUUCCGCUCCAACAACCACAUCUACGCGCAGGUGGUUGACGACACCAAGCAGCACACUCUCGCCGCCGUGUCCACCCUCACACCCGCCCUCCGUGAGGAGCUGAAGCUUACCGCUGGUCCCACUGUGGAGGCAUCGCGGCGUGUGGGGCAGGAGAUUGCUAAGAUCUGCUUGGAGAGGGGAAUCAACAAGGUGGCCUUUGACCGCGGGGGUUUCGUGUACCACGGCCGCAUCCAGGCUCUUGCAGAUGGUGCGCGUGAGGGUGGCCUUGAGUUUUAA